GUCCUGCUUCCAUCCCAAAGGGGUCCCACUGGAAGAGUCCCAAUGGGGGUCCUGCUUUCACCCCAAUGGGGCCCACUGGGAGAAUCCCACUGGGGGUCCCUCUUCCAUCCCAAUAGGGUCCCACUCGGAGACUCCCAAUGGGGGCUCCUGCUUCCAUCCCAAUGGGGUCCCACUGGGAGAGUCCCAAGGGGGGGGGUCCUGCUUUCACCCCAAUGGGGUCCACUGGGAGAAUCCCAAUGGGGGUCCCUCUUCCAUCCCAAAAGGGUCCCACUGGGAGAAUCCCAAGGGGGGGUUCCACUUUCACCCCAAUGGGAUCCCACUGGAACAGUCCCAAUGGGGGUCCUGCUUUCACCCCAGUGGGGUCCCACUGGGAGAAUCCCAAUGGGAUUCCCUCUUCCAUCCCAUUGGGGUCCACUGGGAUAAUCCCAAUGGGGGUCCUGCUUCCAUCCCAAUAGGGUCCCACUGGGAGAGUCCCAAGGGGGGGUCCCAAUUCCAUCCCAAUGGGGUUCCACUGGGAGAAUCCCAAUGGGGGUCCUGCUUUCACCCCAAUGGGGUCCCACUGGGAGAAUCCCAAUGGGGGUCCCUCUUCCAUCCCUUUGGGGUCCCAUUGGAAGAGUCCCAAGGAGGGGUCCCACUUCCAUCCCUUUGGGGUCCCACUGGGACAGUCCCAAUGGGGGAUCCUGCUUCCAUCCCAAUGUGGUCCCACUGUGGAGGUCCCCACUCCACCCCACUGGGUUCCCCCAUAGCGGCGCCGCCACCCCACAGGUUUUCUCGGAGUACUUCAAGGAGUUGGAGGAGGAGAGCGUUCGGGACAACUUCGUCACCGUCUACGAGCUGCUGGAUGAGCUGAUGGACUUCGGCUUCCCACAGACCACAGACAGCAAAAUCCUACAGGAGUACAUCACACAGGAGGGCACCAAGCUGGAGACGGGGAGGGGGCGCGUCCCCCCCACGGUGACCAACGCGGUGUCCUGGCGCUCCGAGGGCAUCAAAUACAAAAAGAACGAAGUCUUCAUCGACGUCGUCGAGGCCGUCAACCUGCUGGUGGGGCGGGGGGUGGGGUGAGAUUUGGGUUGGGAUU
Phasianus colchicus (ring-necked pheasant) is the source of this 1081-nucleotide messenger RNA. The record is from RefSeq and is a predicted model, not a curated record. Lineage: Eukaryota; Metazoa; Chordata; Aves; Galliformes; Phasianidae.